Messenger RNA from Chondrus crispus (carragheen), 2988 nucleotides. RefSeq names its product Cellular apoptosis susceptibility protein, Chromosome segregation 1-like protein,Exportin. The transcript has a single exon. The coding region runs from base 1 to 2988 and encodes 995 amino acids. Gene Ontology annotation, cellular component: cytosol; nuclear envelope. Gene Ontology annotation, molecular function: small GTPase binding; nuclear export signal receptor activity. The record is from RefSeq and is a predicted model, not a curated record. Gene Ontology annotation, biological process: protein export from nucleus; protein import into nucleus. Lineage: Eukaryota; Rhodophyta; Florideophyceae; Gigartinales; Gigartinaceae.
AUGAUGGACCUAGCCACGCUUGCGGAAGCAAUCACCAAAACCCUCUCUCCCGACCCUACCCAACGUACGGCUGCGGAGAAGUACCUAGGCGAGAACGCCAAAGUCCCCGGCUUCUCCAUGGCCCUUCUGCAGCUAAUCGCGUUGGAAACGGCCCCCCCGCACGUGCGCCAAGCGACUGCCGUGUACAUGAAGAACCACGCUAUCAAUGUCUACUCCGCGGAUUGGAAGGAUGCCCCUCCAGAUGACCGCAACGCCAUCAAGUCGGCCAUCGUCAAGAUCAUGCUGGCCGUCCCAGUCUCCGUCCGCAGGCAGCUCAGUGAAGUCCUUGCCAUCGUCGCGGAGCACGAGUACCCGCAAACAUGGCCCGACCUCGUCCCGGAGCUUGGCGCGAAGCUCACCACCAUCAUUCAGGCGGCCGCCAGCAUGCCGCCUGGGCAAGACGUCGUUGCUAAUGUCGAUUGGCUCUCGCUUGAGGGCGUGCUCGAGACGCUCUACGUCAUUUUCGAAAGAUAUCCGGAACGCACGAGGACCGAUGAGCUGUACACUGAGAUCAAUACGUCUUUGAGAUGUACGCAGCAACAGGUUCAGGCACUUUUAGUCCUCAUGAAUAAUUUUAUCGAGGCCGAUAUUGUUAACAAGAACCAGAAAUCUGUGUAUAGCGUAUUUGGCAAUUUGGAGUUGCUUUGCAAGGUGUUUUAUUGUUUGUCAUGGCAGCAGUUGCCAGAGUACUUCGAAGACCACAUGCAAAGUAUAAUGACCGAGCUCUUGAAGAUUUUGAAGUUUGAAAGCGCAAAAAUUGAUGCUUACUCGGAUGACGAAGCGAGCUGUAUUGAUAAGGUCCAUGCGGGUGUCCUUGAAAUUACAAAUCAUUUCGCAGUGCACUACGACGAGGAAUUCAGGCCCUACUUGCAAGAGUUUUUGAAUGUUGCAUGGGCUCUACUUGUGAAGCGAAGCAAUGCUCCGAAGUAUGACGGCGUCGUGACUUCUGGCAUCAAGUUUCUCACGGCUGUUUCCCGAAGUCCUGACUACAAACUCUUCCAGGACCAGGCAAUUCUUGGACAGAUUUGCACGAGUAUCGUCGUGCCAAACAUUGAACUACGGGAGGAGGAUGAGGAAUUGUUCGAAGACAAUCCCGUGGAAUACGUGCGGCGGGAUAUGGAAGGCUCCGACACAGAAACCAGGAGACGCGGUGCUGUGGAGCUUGUCAAGGGCUUGUGCAAGCAUUUUGAGCCGCAGGUGACAGAAAUCUUUACGUCUUUCGUCAAGGAAAUGUUGGCUCCGCAGUCAGACUGGCGAAAGAAAGACACUGCCCUUUACGUUGUCACGGCUUUGGGAUGGAAGCGUGGGACGGCGGCAGGCGGGGCUACCGAAACGUCUUCACUGAUUGAUGUGGUUGACUUCUUUGCAAAAUUUGUCAACCCGGAGCUGGAAAAAUGUGGCCAGAACCCCUUAGCUUUGCAAACGCCCAUCUUUGCCGCUGAUCUCAUCAAAUUUGUUAUUUCGUUCCGGAAUCAGAUUCCGAAAGCUGAUUGCGGGAAUGUUAUCCUCAUUUGUGUGAAACUGCUCUCCGCGAAAGAGCCUGUGGUGCGGACUUAUGCUGCUGCGUGCAUCGAACGAAUUUUGACGACACGCGACACGGUUCUGCAGUCUAAUGGGAAUAUUGCCGGCCAUACUGCCCUAACUGCAAGUGCCCAGAGAAUGACAAAAGAGGAUCUGGCACCGCUUCUACCGUCACUGCUACCGGCUAUCAUCAAUUCUUUACGUAACAAUACGAUAGCGAAUGAGUACAUGAUGCGUCUCGUUCUGAGACUCUCAUCUGUGGCUCGAGAGGCUAUGGCCCCAUUCUUAGACACCCUGUUCUCAACGUUGGUGGAGAUUGUGGCUGCUGUCACUGCGAAUCCAUCGAAUCCGCUUUUCAACCAUUACCUGUUUGAGGCCAUUGCAGCCCUGGUCCGAUUUAAUGGCAACGAGAACACCGUCGUCAAGUUUGAAGCCGCCUUGAUUUCGCCGUUGAGUAAGAUUCUGCAAGACGACGUCACCGAGUUUGGACCUUAUGUGUUCCAGGUGAUGGCACAGCUGAUGUCGUUGCACAAAGGGGCGCUACCGGCGACCUACGCAGGAUUCAUGGCUCCUAUGUUAACCCCGUCGAUGUGGGAUAGACGAGGUUAUGUGCCAGGGAUGGUGCAAUACAUCGAUGUUUUCAUUCGAAAGAACAGUGUCGCAGUUGUAUCUGCGAACCAAAUACAACCGAUCUUGGGGGUAUUCCAAAAGUUGCUCGCCUCCAAAUCCACUGACCACUUGGGCUUGCAAAUACUGGACUCGGUGUUCUUGACAUUUGACGCUAAGACCAUUAAUUCCUACUUGGUUACCAUUGUCCGGGUUCUGCUGGAGCGAGUGCAAAGGGCCAAAACCGCGAAACUAUGCCAGAAAUUGAUAUGCUCACUUUCUAUCUUCGUGCUUCGAUACGGCGUGCGAGUAGUGAAGGUAACGUUUGAUAGCUUGCAAGAAAACAUGCUGGCAAUGUUCAUCCGCCAAGUUUGGAUUCCAGAAGUCAUUGCCAUUCGGAAGCCAGUGCAGCGUCGCCUCUGUUCUGUUGCUUUGAGCGAGCUGGCUUGCGGUGCCGAUGAUCUGUGUUUGAAUGUCCCGUACUUAGAGUUGUGGCCACAGAUGCUGAAUACUAAUGUGGCGCUCACGGAAGGUAUCGUGGUGGAUAAAGAGGAGGAGCCAGGGGAUAAAGAAGAGGAACAAGCGGUCCAUCUCGGUGGUGGAGAGUCGUACGCAGCGUCGCAUUCGCAGUUAAAAUGGGCUGUGCCUAACAUCCCCUCUCUUGGUUCUUUAAUCGGUCAGCAGGAUCCGAAGAAAAUCCUCGCUGACAAGAUCAGGGAAUUAUCUAAUCGACACCCAGGCAAAUUUGAACCCAUCAUGCAAGAAAAGGUCGAAAAGCAUGCGCGCGAAGCUAUCAUGGGUUACGUUGGCCAAAUUUCUUAA